CACAGCAUUGCGUCCUGGGGAAACUUACCGAAACCCCUGUUUUCUUCUUCAGCCUUCUAUUUUCCUCGCGAAAGGCACACAACUCUACCGGAGAAUUCACCACAUUAGGGUUUUCUCUCUCUCUCUUCCCUGGUAAGAUCUCCGACCCCAAAUCUUCUCUGUUUCUUUCAUUUUUUUUUUUUUUUCUGUUAGAUGAUGCUUUCUUUGGAAUUCUAGACACACUUAUACUUCCCAACUCACUCGAAAAUUUAACAAACAAAACCCUAACUUCCAAGAAUGGACGACGGCGACGGAGCCGAUCAUUUCCACCGUAACGAGGCCAUCUCGGCCGUCGCCGACGACGGCUUUUUAGCCGAGGAGGACGACGACUACGAGGACCUCUACAACGAUGUGAAUGUCGGCGAGGGGUUUUAUCAGUCUAUGAGAAAGAGCGAGGAAUCAGGGUUUAAAAAUGAGGCCGUGGAGGAGAAGAAGGUUGAGUUGCCGGAGGUUUUGGCUCCGCAACAUCAAGGCGCUCCGAUACCGAGUUCCGGAGGCGGUGAGGGUAGGGGUUCUGGGUUUGGUAAUCAGAAUCUAGGGUUUAGAGGGAACGAGAUGGGUGCGAAAGGGAGUGGUGGGUUGGGAGGGCCUAUUGGCAGUGGAGGUGGGAUGAGGAUUGAAUUAGGGCAAGCGUCGAGUAAAUUGAAUGAGUUUGAGCACCAAAGUGGGAAUAAUGUUGGUCUUGGGGUUCAAGGGAUUGGUGCUCAGCAGCAGCAGCAGCAGCAUCAGCAUCAGCAUCAAUUACAACCGCAACAUCAACUGCAACCACAAUCGCAACUGCAACCUCCACAGCAACAUCAACAGUUACACGGUGGUGCUGUUGCCGUUGGGAAUGUGGGGAAUGAGGGUUUCUUGAGGCAACAACCUGGUGGUGUCGGAGUGGGGAAUGUGAACGGUGUUGGUGGGAACAGUGGUCCAGGAGGAGGAUUCAGUGGAGGUGGUGCAGGUGGGGCAACACUGUAUGUGGGGGAUUUGCACUGGUGGACAACGGAUGCAGAGCUGGAGGCGGAGUUGUGCAAGUAUGGAGCUGUGAAGGAAGUGAAGUUUUUCGAUGAGAAAGCCAGUGGGAAGUCUAAAGGAUAUUGCCAGGUAGACUUCUAUGAUUCUGCUGCUGCCAUGGCCUGCAAGGAUGGGAUGCAUGGGCAUUUGUUUAAUGGGCGGCCAUGUGUUGUUGCUUUUGCAUCACCCUAUAGUGUUAAGAGAAUGGGGGAGGCUCAAGUGAAUAGGAACCAGCAGGUAACCCAAACUGCACAAGCUCAACCAAGGAGGGGGCCUAAUGAUGCUGCUGGGAAUAAAGUUGGUGGGAGUGCCAUAACAACAGGUGGGAAUUAUCAAGGUGGGGAUAAUAACAGCAGAGGUUAUGGGAGAGCUAACUGGGGCCGAGGUAAUUCUCAGGGUAUGGGAGGUAGAGGUCCAGGUGGUCCGAUGAGGAAUAGGGGUGGAAUGAGUGGCAGAGGUAUAAUGGGGAAUGGUGGAAACGGGUUUGGGCAAGGUAUGGGGGCAACCCCUCCUUUGAUGCACCCUCAGUCAAUGAUGGGUCAGGGCUUUGAUCCAGCUUUUGGGGCUCCAAUGGGAAGAAUGGGGAGUUAUGGAGGCUUUCCAGGAGCUCCACAGCCUCCUUUCUCUGGGAUGAUGUCUUCAUUCCCACCGGUUGGGGGUGUUGGGCUGCCUGGAGUAGCUCCUCAUGUGAAUCCUGCAUUUUUUGGACGAGGGAUGCCCAUGGGAAUGAUGCCGACAUCAGGUAUUGACGGGCCUAAUAUGGGAAUGUGGCCGGAUCCUAAUAUGGGGGGUGGAUGGCCUGGUGAGGAUCAUGGUGGUGGCAGAGCUGGGGAGUCUAGUUAUGGUGAGGAAGCUGGUUCUGACCAUCAAUAUGGUGAGGGUAGUCAUGAUAGAGGUGGGUGGCAGAAUGCUAUGAAGGAGAAAGAUAGAGGUUCAGAGAGGGACUGGUCUGGAUCUUCUGAUAGGAGGUAUCGGGAAGAUAGGGAUCAAGGGUUUGACAGAGACAUGCCAAGAGAGAAAGAAGUGGGUCAUGACCGUGAAUGGUCUGAAAGAAGGCAUCGGAAUGAUGUCGAUGUUAAUCGAGAGCGGGACAGAGAGCGUGAUAGGGGCCGAGAACGUUCUCGAGAUCGCGAUCGUGACAGGUACAGGGAAGAUAAAGAAAGAUAUGCUGAUCAUCAUAAAUACAGAGAUCGUGAAACGGUGCACCAGGAUGAAAUAGAAAGGGGGAGGUCUACAAGGACCCAUAGUAAGGCACGCUUAUCUGAAGAUGAUGACCGUCGUUCAAGAUCUAGGGACCGCCGUUCAAGAUCUAGGGAUGUUGAUUAUGGGAAGAGGCGGCGGCUUACUUCUGAGUAGCUUCUUUGUUUUGGUUAGUUCCUUGAGAAACAAAGAAAUGUGAAAAAAACUCUCGGCUUUGCCACGCUUAUUGGACUUUUCUUUGGAUCCUUGUUUCUUCAAUGGCUGCGCUGCUUUCACUUUCUCACUUCUACAUAACAGGAGUGCAAUUUAAUACUGUGUGGUCAAAGAGCUUAGUUGUGAAGUAGAAAGUAGAGUUGCCUUGAAGAUGAAGAGGACCUAACCUUUAACAUUCAAGAGCGCAUAGUGUUUCCCUUUCUCUCCUUGGAUUUAGAAGAUGAACUCCUGCUUUUAGUUUUAGCUUUUACUUUUCCUUUUUAAUGUUUAACUUACUCGAGCACUUAAUGAAAUAGAUGUUGUGUUAUGGCCUGAAAUUUGCUGGAAGAGUCUGAAAUGUAGUAGAUUCUGAAUGUGAUAUUUGAAUGUUGUAAUAGGAACUCAUAUGCCUUUUUUCUAAUUGGCUAGUUGUAUCAUCUUUCCCCAUCUUUUUUGUUGGGGAUAUAUCACCAUGCUGAUUGUUUGAGAUA
Molecule: messenger RNA, 2921 nt
Organism: Rosa chinensis
Lineage: Eukaryota; Viridiplantae; Streptophyta; Magnoliopsida; Rosales; Rosaceae
Product: hornerin
Exons: 2
Coding region: 277-2394 (705 amino acids)
Biological process (GO): mRNA alternative polyadenylation
Cellular component (GO): mRNA cleavage and polyadenylation specificity factor complex
Molecular function (GO): mRNA binding
Source: RefSeq, a predicted model, not a curated record